Molecule: messenger RNA, 4503 nt
Organism: Sebastes umbrosus (honeycomb rockfish)
Lineage: Eukaryota; Metazoa; Chordata; Actinopteri; Perciformes; Sebastidae
Gene: samd11
Product: sterile alpha motif domain containing 11
Exons: 13
Coding region: 318-3134 (938 amino acids)
Biological process (GO): positive regulation of transcription by RNA polymerase II
Molecular function (GO): RNA polymerase II cis-regulatory region sequence-specific DNA binding; DNA-binding transcription activator activity, RNA polymerase II-specific; protein binding
Source: RefSeq, a predicted model, not a curated record
AAUGUGGGAGGUAGAGUAGGAGCUGCUGGUGAAGGCUGGCGGAGGAGAAGAAGAGAAGAGAAGCUGCGAGCUGCUAAACUACUGAAUGGGAAUCUCUCCGGCAACUCCUCCAGCAGACCGCUGCUGUCUCACGGCUGCAGCGACACGGACACGGCGGCUCUGCGUAAAACCAAGCGGAGGCGCGUCUCCAAGUCUGGCUCAGCAGCAGCCCAACUCACAGACUCACACACGGAGGAGAGGACGCUGAAGUUGGCUCGUUGAGCAGCGAGCAGCAGCAGCUUUUCUUCACUUGUUACCGGCUCUCCUCACUCACUAACAUGCCUGCCAUCAAAAAGGAGCGUCUGGAUGGAGAUGGAGACGACAUGGCGUUCAACCAGUCCGAAUACCUGGCCCCUUUAAAUGCCACCGCUAUCCCCGUGGUGACCCCCUCGCAUCCGCCGCCCUACGACCACAUUUUCGCCCAUCACCACCGCGCGUACUUGGGGCUCCACCACCACGACUCGGCGCUGCAUCAUCACCACCUCCACCAGCAUCACCAGCACCAUCACACGGAGGACUUGAUGCUGGAGAGGUUCUCCUCCAUCCCAGACUUCCAGCCCUUCUUCGACAACGGAGAGCCCUGCAUCGAGGUGGAGUGCGGAGAAAACAAGGCUCUGCUUUAUAUCAAUAAACUGUGUCAAGGUAGUAAAGGACCCUCGAUUAAAUACAGAGGAGAGUGGCUCACACCCAACGAGUUCCAGUUUGUCAGUGGACGAGAGACAGCCAAAGAUUGGAAACGGAGUAUUAGACACAAAGGGAAAAGUCUCAAGACUCUUAUGUCCAAAGGGAUCUUACAGGUGCACCCUCCGAUCUGCGACUGUCCUGGUUGUCGAAUUUCAUCUCCAGUGAACCGCGGGCGCUUGGCUGAGAAACGCACAAUCCCCCUUCCCCCAAACCGGGUGCCCAAGAAGGAGCUGGCCUCCAUCUUCAGCAGUGACGACAGUGAAGGCAGCGAGCGCGCCAGUGGGGACCAUGCCCACAUCAAACAGGAGGACGAGUUGCAUUACAGUAUCAUGAGAAAGAGUCGUGACAGUGACCUCUCUACAAUCAUCUCCAACCUGCACCACACCAGACAGCACGGCAUGCCCGAGGGCCAGUCAGCCUCUGACCACAGCAGCAGUACUGGACACACAGAUGACCUUCUAGGCAAAAGAAGAAGCUUCUCUCCUAACAGCAGCAGUGAGUGUCCAUCUGACAGCAAGAAGUCACGUAGCGUAUCCCCCAAAGAGAACUCCCAGAGCCCGGUGGUGGAGGCCGGCGGCAGCCACGGACACAUGAGCCCUGAGGAGCACUACAGGCGCAUGAUGUCAGCGCUCAGCGAGCAAGGGUCCUACGAGGAGCAGCAGCAGCGGCUCUACCAGCUGGCGAGCAGCAUGGGUCUGCCUGGCCACGGUCAGUCCACAGGCUCCGUAUUUGUAGACAUGCUGCGUGCUCGCCAGGAGGCGUUGGCUGCAGCGGUGAGGAACCCAGCGGCCUUAGAAGCUCACCUGCCCUCGGCGGGCAGCUCCUCUUCAUCCAGCCAGAGACGCAAGCAGGGUCUGCCGCAGCACCGGGACGCACAUUACACCGACAGAGAACUGUCCCACCCUCCACCUCUACUGUCCCCUCCAACGGCCCCUCACAUCGCCUUAGGACCUCACCUGCGGCCUCCUUUCCUGGGCAUGCCCUCCGCUCUUUGCCAGGCCCCUGGUUAUGGUUUCCUCCAACCAGCUCAAGCUGAGCUCUUUGCUCGGCAGCAGGAGAUGCUACGGAAGCAGAAUCUGGCCAGACUUGAGAUGUCGGCAGAGCUGCUGAGACAGAAAGAGUUGGAAAGUCUCCACCAGCGACAGCAGCAGCACCGUCUUCUGGGCUCCGACCCUUUGGGAGUUAUACCUCCUGGCCUGCCACCCGACCAUCCAGCCCUGCGGAGCCUCCACGACAUCCCAGAGGGCCAUCCGCUCCGUGAGGAACUGGCCCGCCGCUCAAAUGCAAUGCUGGUGCUUCGCCAUGGGGCUGCCACACCCCUCCUAACCCUCAACCACCACCACCAGCAUCAACAACAACCAGGGCCCCCCUCCACACCCAAAGACAUCCAGGCACACAGAUCUACCGCUGGGCCAGAUGCCGAAUCCAGGAAGGCCCCCCGCAGGGCCCCCCAGACACAGCUCCAUGCCGGGGAUCACACAGGAGGAAGAGAGGACAGGGGAAGGGAGGGAGACAGGGAGGUGCAGGAUGAGGACAUGAAGGACUCGGACAGUGAGACAGAGAUGUGUGAGGAGAGGCAGGACAGUGUUGGCGCCAAGUCCAGCAGUAAACCCAGGGACAGGGAGAGAGACGGGGGUAAAGAGACUGGCAGCAAGGGAGUGUGUGACAGUGCCAAGGAGACUGGAGAGAGUUCAGGCAGGCUGAGCGCCCCUUGUAGUUCAGCAGGUACAGAGUCACCCAGUCGCCACCUCUUCACCCCUGGACUGGGCAAGGCUGAUGUCAAAUACCACCUGCCACCUGGGUUCAUGCCACCCCUGCCUGCUCUUCACGCCCAGUCGCUGCCCUUUGGAUUCCCCUACGCCAACCCCUACCUUCACACGGGCUCUAUGGGAGGUCUUUUCAUGGAUGGGGAGGACUCAGCCACAGCAAACCCUGCGGAGGACAUCAGCAAGUGGAGUGUGGAGGACGUGUGUGGCUUCAUAAGCAGCCUGGCCGGAUGUGCUGAAUACACACAGGUGUUUCGGGAGCAGGCCAUUGAUGGAGAGACAUUACCGCUGCUCACUGAGGAGCACCUGCUCAACACCAUGGGACUAAAGCUGGGGCCCGCGCUCAAGAUCCGCUCACAGGUGGCGCGGCGUGUUGGCAGGCUUUUCUACAUGACUGGAUUCCCGCUGGCGUUCCCGUUUCCGCCUUCUGCCGCACUGCGCCCCCCAGACCGCGAUCGGGACCCCCUGACGACGCCAUCUGACACCCCCCUGCCUCUCUCUCUGUCCCUGCCCCACAGACCCACCUCCACCAGCAGCAGCUCCUCUCCGUACAGCGGGCCCACCCCGGGGUGCUCCUCCCCAAAGCAGGAAAACGGUAACGGCUCCGCGGUCGUGGGAAGAUACGAGGCCAAGACGCCGUCGUAGGAGCGGACAGAGAGAUUGACUCCCGGGCCCUCACUUUGGGACCUUUACGCUGAAAUCUUUGGGGAAAAUAUUGGACUGGAAUAAAAGACAAACUGGACCGUAUCCGACAAACCAAUCAGCUUCUGAGCUCCUCUGCAGUAGCCGAGCAGAAUCCAAACAAACUGGGUUGGAAGGGAGACACGUGAAGCGACAGAGAAAAAAAAGGAGACAGCUGGUCGCAGACAGCCUGCCAAAAAAACAGGAGCGAAGCCCUGCCACAAAUGCGACAUUCUUGCAAGUCAGACGCUAGCGGAAACCCUUCCUUCCUUCCUGGGCUGGAGGAAGCUCUGCUCACUCACUCUCUUUCUCUUGUCUUCGUCUCUCUCUGACUGCUCCUCACCACAAGCCCUGCAGAAACCAGGAAUUAAAAAAAAAAAAAAAGACACGCCGCUCCCCUUUUUUUUUCUUCCUCUCCCUCGCUUGUUUCUCGAGGCCAAACGGCAGCGUGGAGCAGUCUUUUUAGAGGCUGGAGUUGAAGCAUAUGCUGAGCAGCACCAGCUCCCUCUUAUCACUGCAACUAUGCAUUCCACUGUCCCGAUACCAAAGAUGACCGGACGUGUGGAAUUGAAACCGUGUUUCACGACGUGUCUGCUUCUUUUUGCAUUAAUGGUCUCAGAGAAAGGACUGGUCCAACAGGGAAACGCUAGGCUAGUGCCUCAGAUGAUGGACUGUGUAGAGGCGACACAGGUAGAGCGGUCAUUUACUGACUUUAAAACGGAGAGGCGGCUACGGCUUACGUCAUUGUAUGCUCGUGUUGACUACUGUGGGAGGUAGGAAAAACAUGCAAAAUUGUACAGAAUCAUGCUUAAGAUGAAAAUAUCCUGAAGGUUACAUACGUGGUACUUUUACUUUUUUUGUUAAAUGUAGUUGCACGAAUAAGGUUUUCUUUACUGAAGAAAAAUGUGACUUGCUGAACUUUGGUGGUACUUUUUGUUCAUAACUCUUUUUGUUCCGUUUUUAAAAAAAAUGUAAUAUUAAAAAAAAAGGACGCUCCAAUCUUGAAUGCUACUUCAGCAUAUAAAUAUGAGGAAAAAAAUAUUUAUAGGACUUUUGAUGUAGUAGAUAAAGCAGAUUAUGAUAUGUAUUAUAAUUAGCCCUUAAGAUGGAUUCCAAAGAUACUUUUACUUUGUUUUCUCUUGGUUGCAGGGAAAAGAAAGGCACAAAGCUCUUAAUGCAAAUGUUUUCAAUUUGUUAUGGAUUUUUUUUUUUUUUUUUAAACUACGCAAGCAAUGAAUUAAAAAAACAUGGUCUCUAGAUUUCCCUUCGAAAGUUUUGUCUUCAUCCUAUUUUUCUAUUCACCACACAGGUGAAAUAAAUCCUAAAGAAAUUC